This is a messenger RNA of Postia placenta MAD-698-R-SB12, 1427 nucleotides long. RefSeq lists its product as hypothetical. The coding region runs from base 168 to 1286 and encodes 372 amino acids. The transcript has 22 exons. NCBI's taxonomy places the organism in Eukaryota, Fungi, Basidiomycota, Agaricomycetes, Polyporales, Adustoporiaceae. The record is from RefSeq and is a predicted model, not a curated record.
CGACGAACAGGCUUGUUUUGCGACAGCGAUACCGAGUGCUGCAUCUCAGCCUUUCCCACUUGAUCGAGACGCAGUACAAGUAUCUUGUCGCCCGGACAGCGCCCUUCGUCUCCCGUACCCCAUCUUGCACCGUUCCUGCAAGCUGGCUUUGAGCUGUACUGCCCACCAUGAGCUCGCCUGAACUGGAGCUGCCCACCGUCCCGGUGUCAGAGCUCAAUGCCACCUUCGGUGUGCUCCUCAUUGGUUUCAUUUUUGCGGUCACGCUCUAUGGCUUGACCUUCUUCCAGACUUAUAUCUACUUCUCUCGUUUCCCUCAUGACUCCAGGGUGUCAAGAUAUGGAGUCGGCCUUAUUUGGGCGGUAGAUACAGCGACUACAACAUUGCUAUCACACAGGCUGUACUAUUAUCUCAUCACAAGCUUCAUGGCGCCGUUCGAUACCCUUGACAUUACCAGGACUUUCGUUUCCGAAAAUGCGCUCGCAGCGUUUGGUAUCUUCCUUGUUCAGCUGUUUUACGCAGAGCGGAUAUAUACGCUCAAUGACAGAAAUCCGAUCAUUCCCGGAGUGACGGCUGUUCUUGCCACUGCUAACUUAGUGCUUGGUAUUGCCUCGGCUGCGAAGAUUGGCCAGCAGCCUCUGUUCUACAACUUCGUCGACCAUGUCAUCAAGGUUAUCACUGGUGUUCAGUAUGGUCUGAGCACGCUCACCGACCUCGUCAUCAUGCUGUCGCUGUUCUACUACCUGCAGCGCUCGCGGUUCCAGGGCAUGAAGGCCGUCGAGGGGUGGUACGAGUACAUCGCCGUGUUCUUCAUCAACCGCGGCACUUGCUUUACCCUUCUUCAACUGGCGUCCCUCAUCCUUUUCGUAGCCAUCCCUAAGCAGCAGGUCUGGAUUCUGUUCCAUUUCGUAACGAGCAAGACUUACAUCAACAGCUUGCUGCUCAUGCUCAACUUCCGCAGCGUACAUCGCGGACGUGGUGUCGGUGAAGAGGAGAGCAUGAACCAGCGCGACCUUAAGAGCUCCAGCGGCCUGUCCGGCAGCAGCCGCACGCCUCGGGAAACGUCUCGCAGCGUGCAGUUCGGCGUCGUCGAUACCGAGAGCAAGGCCGCUGCCAUGACCAUCGGUCUGGACACCAUCCGCUCGGGCACCGGGAUCGACGACGACCAGGCGAGUACGGGGUCUAUGGUGUUCGUGUCUGGGCAGCCUAACGUGGGUCGAAAGCAGAGUGACAAGCAUCGGGACAAUCAUUCUGAUGUUGAUAUUCACAAGGCCUCCCCGGAGUUCUGAUCAGAGGGUCUUAACUCUGGCCAUAUUCGGUAUCCAACUGGUUGCCGAAGUGCAACCACCGUGCUGUCAUUUGCUAUACCAUCUACACUUUAUCUUGGAUUACAUAUUUAUGUACACAAUGAAUGCUGGAAUCAAAGUGUU